This is a messenger RNA of Trichoderma atroviride IMI 206040, 1191 nucleotides long. RefSeq lists its product as uncharacterized. Lineage: Eukaryota; Fungi; Ascomycota; Sordariomycetes; Hypocreales; Hypocreaceae. The record is from RefSeq and is a predicted model, not a curated record.
AUGGAAACACAAUCGACCGCAUUCCCCCACUUCACACUCUUGCCAGUGGAGCUUCGCCUUGCUAUCUGGUUCUAUUGUCUGCCUCAUCGAGUUGUCCAGAGAGACGAUCCUUACGAAGUUGAGCGCCUCCGCAACGAGCACAAAUGUUGGUCUGCGCGACCAUCUUUCAAGAAUGCUGCUCCGCCACGCAUUGCCUCAGUCUGUCGCGAAUCAAGACGGGUCGCCAUGCGCUGGGGCAAGAUGGUCUCGCAAAACUAUAGCUGGAACUUGGGGCCUAUAUGGAUCCAGCCUCGUUUGGACACGUAUCAUCUUAACUUUACGUCUGAGGCAGCCGAGGCAAUUUUGGAGGACGGGUUGGAUAAAGAGCUGGUCGAUGAGUUUAUCAAGGACGGAUUAAAUUGGCUCGACGCGGUCCCGUUAUCAAUACCUUGCGAGUACUACUUCGAGUUUGACUUGGGAUUGCAAGACGUCUCCCGGAGGCGCUGGCUUCCGCGCAUUGAAAUCAGAGACGAACUUGUAGAUGAAGACUUGAACGUGGUUUACAACGAGUACGCUUACUAUGGUCCGAGGCCCUUUACAAACAUCUCCCUGUCCGCUACCAUGGUCUUCAUCACUAUACAUGCAAAAAGAAGACACGCCGUUGCGUCGGGUCUCUUUGGCCUGCUGCUUGAUGCACCAGUUCAACUAGUGGAUUUUGACGAUGAGCAAAACAUCAGAUCUUUCCACGCCCUCUUUGAGAGAGACAUGCACAACCGCAAAAGAACUGAAGUCAUCAAACUAUUUUCUCUCAUCCUGUCGCCCAUCUUUCGGUCUCGCGUACAAGACUGGACGGAAAAGGUGGACUGGCUCAUGAUGGCAACUGCAUGGCUGCGCGCAAAGAUGAAGUGGGAAAACUGCAUACCCUUUGAUGGGGAUCCAUUUUCAGCCUGGAAUCCAAUUAUUGACGAAUUUCCAGACGGCCGACGGGAGGUCUACAUGGGGGACGGUGAAGACAACGUGAAUCGAUUCGACCAUGACAAUCCUUGGGUUAUACAGGCCAAGAAAGAGCUACCGCGAGUUAGACCCAAAAUCCUGUUCAUGCUUUGUACCGACGACUGCGAUGUGGAUGGGAAUGUGGGCAUGGUGCCUUCUGUACAGCAUCCGGUUGCUCGAAAUGAUUUUUUUGAAGUUUCUAGUUAUGAGCAUCUCUGA